Messenger RNA from Fusarium proliferatum ET1, 693 nucleotides. RefSeq lists its product as uncharacterized. Lineage: Eukaryota; Fungi; Ascomycota; Sordariomycetes; Hypocreales; Nectriaceae. The transcript is spliced from 2 exons. Bases 1 to 693 code for a protein of 230 amino acids. The record is from RefSeq and is a predicted model, not a curated record.
AUGGGUGGAGGCCCAGUCGGCCCAUCAUCAAAGGCCAUCCCCAACGCCCCUCUCACACUUCGUCGCGCGACCAUAGAUGACUUGGAUGACAUAACCUGGAUAGCAGUAAACGGAUCACCUGAUGACCCAGGUACAGACUACAGAUUUCCGUACCGUGAUAAGUACCCAGGGGAUUUCUGGAAGUGGACGAGAAUAGAGCACGAGGAACUAUUCCAACGACCUGAUAAACUAGUCAUCCUGGUAGUUACAGCACCAGUGCUUGAUGACGGAAAAGUCAUCCAUCAGCCUAUCUCUUACGGUGUAUGGGACUUGAAAGUCACAAGCGACUUUAUACCAGGAGAUCAUGGCAUCAACGAACGUCGCGACUUAAACAAAAAACACAUGGAAGCCUAUGCCAAAGUCCUUCCAGCCGGUCUAAAGAAGUACUUUAAGAGAUUCGGUUCAGAGCAAAUUCCCUUAUGGGAGGUUGUUACGCAUCCUGACUUUCGCAGGAGGGGAGCAGCUAGUAUGAUAUGUGAAUGGGGACAGAAAGAAGCAGAUAAAGAUGGCAAGAGUUUAAGUUUGUUGGCUACUCCUAUGGGAAAAGGGUUGUAUUUAAAGUUGGGAUAUCAUGUUCUUGGGAGUGUUGUUGUGCAGGUUGAGGGGGAGGAAGAGAGGGUUAUUUUUGAUGCUAUGGUCAAGCACAACAAGUGA